GAACGGGCCCGUAGGUCCAUACGUAAAACGAAAGGGGAACCAAUGGUGGUGUUUAGUGUUUACGAAAAUCAAAAAUCUUGUUCACCCUUUUCGGUUUUCUAUCAUUCUACAAAAUCCCUCGUUUCCUUCUUUAUUCCCAUUUCCCACCCUUUCAUCAUUCAUCGCCUUUGGCCACCACCCAGAUUCUCCUCUCACCACGCUUCCCUCUUCGCUCGCCAAAUUUCCAUUCUUUCCAUCAGAUCCGCAACUCCACCCAUCCAUGACGCUUGGCUCAGGAGGAUCCAGUGUCGUGGUUCCAAGGAACUUCAGAUUGCUGGAGGAACUUGAACGUGGAGAAAAAGGAAUUGGAGACGGCACGGUUAGCUAUGGAAUGGAUGAUGGUGAUGACAUUUACAUGCGCUCUUGGACUGGCACCAUUAUAGGCCCCCAUAAUACUGUACACGAAGGAAGAAUUUAUCAAUUGAAGCUAUUUUGUGAUAAAGACUACCCAGAAAAGCCCCCAAGUGUUCGAUUUCAUUCACGGAUCAACAUGACUUGUGUUAAUCAUGAAACUGGAGUGGUUGAACCAAAGAAAUUUGGUCUUCUUGCAAAUUGGCAAAGAGAGUACACCAUGGAGGAUAUACUGACUCAGCUGAAGAAAGAAAUGGCAGCUCCUCAUAACCGAAAGCUUGUGCAGCCUCCUGAAGGAACCUACUUUUAGCAUCCAAGAUGGUAUAGAUGGUAUUGCAUAUGCUGUAUGCAAUAUAUAGUGUGUAAUGCUUUGUGGAUCCUUCCUUCUGAAUUCAAGAACAUAUUGGGGAAUGCCCCAAAAAGCUUCAUAUUUCCAUCUCCAUGACUUCAUAGUUGUUUUAUGGUCUUUGUCAACUGUGCUGAAGGGGACUGUUUGAUUAAAAUAUUGUGUGUCAAAUAUUUCGAAAGCAACUCCUUAAGUAGUAUUUUCCCUUCAAAUUUAAAGGCGCUUUCAAUUUUAGUCUUUCUUCUUAUGACUUCACUUUCUUUCUCCCUUGUAAGUAAGCUUCAGCCAAAUGGAAAAUUGGCAAUGGCCAUGUGGAUGUGUCUUUGGUUUGGUGCUUGUUUAGUUCGAUAGUAUCUAAAAUAU
This is a messenger RNA of Cajanus cajan (pigeon pea), 1099 nucleotides long. Its product is annotated as ubiquitin-conjugating enzyme E2 variant 1D. The record is from RefSeq and is a predicted model, not a curated record. NCBI's taxonomy places the organism in Eukaryota, Viridiplantae, Streptophyta, Magnoliopsida, Fabales, Fabaceae.